AUGACGCUCGAACGCGAACUCGAGUGCGCGCGAGCGUGCGCGCUCGCGGCUGGGCGAGAGAUAUCGAACGCGUGGACGUCCAAGCGCGACGUGGAGUACAAAGGGUCGGUCGAUCUCGUCACGGCGACGGAUAAGAAGUGCGAGGAGAUCAUCUUUAAGAUGAUUCGUGAAACCUUCCCGGAGGACGACGUCGUCGGUGAGGAGACGCACGGGAGCGAGACGCUGCGCCCGUCGACGCGGCGGACGUGGUACGUCGAUCCGCUGGACGGGACGACGAAUUUCGUGCACGGGUUUCCGUUCGCGUGCGUCUCGGUCGGGUUGUGCGUCGACGGAAAGCCGGCGGUUGGAGUGGUGCAUAAUCCGACGUUGAACGAGACGUUCGAAGCCUCGCUGGGAGGUGGAGCGCGGUUAAACGGGAACGCAAUCGCGGUGAGCGCGUGCACGGAGCUCGGCCGGGGGUUGAUCGGGACGGAGAUCGGCGUGCACAGGGACGAGGCGACGGUGGACGCCGUCAUGGGACGCUUGCGUGCGCUGACGAAACACGCGCGGAGCGUUCGGUGCUCGGGGUCGUGUGCGAUGAACAUGUGUGGGGUGGCGAUGGGACGUUUGGAUGGUUUUUUUGAGAUCGGGUUCGGGGGGCCGUGGGACUGCGUCGCAGGCGCGGUCAUCGUGCGCGAGGCGGGAGGGGUCGUGCUCGAUCCCUCUGGCGAGGAUUUCGAUGUGUGCGCCAGGCGCGUGCUGUGUGCGAACGCGCACGUUGGUUCAUCGCUCGUAGAUGCUCUCAGUACCGUGCCCGACGGUCCCGAUGAGCCUCAAAAGCCGAGCGUAGCGACGUGUUGA
Molecule: messenger RNA, 840 nt
Organism: Ostreococcus tauri
Lineage: Eukaryota; Viridiplantae; Chlorophyta; Mamiellophyceae; Mamiellales; Bathycoccaceae
Product: Inositol monophosphatase, metal-binding site
Exons: 1
Coding region: 1-840 (279 amino acids)
Biological process (GO): phosphatidylinositol phosphate biosynthetic process; signal transduction; inositol metabolic process
Molecular function (GO): inositol monophosphate 1-phosphatase activity
Source: RefSeq, a predicted model, not a curated record